AAUCAACAAUGACGGGCCUAAUUAUCAAAAAGCAACGAGAAGCCAUGCAAACGGCAUUGUCAGGGCAUAAUUUUAUGUUAGUUGGCUCCGCAGGUACCGGGAAGUCGUAUGUAAUUAACAAUAUUUAUCACGAGCUCAAAGCACAGGGUAAAACCGUCUUCCUAACAUGUACUACCGGCAUUGCAUGUACUAAUUUUGGCCUCCAUGCACAAACGAUACAUAGGUGGGCAGGCUUGGAAGAUGGAAGAUAUACUUCAAAAGAGAUUUGUAAUUUAAUAAAACAUUCACCCAAAUACAGCCAAACGCUUCAAUGUAUAGUAUCGGCAGAUGUUUUGAUUAUAGAUGAAAUUUCGAUGCUUAGUGCAAAGCUGUUUGAGCAGUUAGGUGCGAUAUGUUCGAUCAAAGAUCCGUCCAGACUUUUUGGUGGCAUUCAGGUUAUUGUUUCAGGAGAUUUCUUCCAGUUGGCACCAGUGCCAAAUAAGGAGUACAAAGAUGAGGGCGCCAUGUGCUUUACAAGCCCUCUGUUUGAAAAGGUGCUGUCACACAAAGUGGUUUUAACAGAAGUAGUUAGACAAGACAAUGAAUGUUUUAUCAAAGCAAUUCAUGAAGUGUCCAAGGGCACUGUUUCCCCUGAAACAAUUUCAUUUAUCAAGACAUUAGAAAGACCUUUUCCUGUUGGCUCAGACAGUAGUGUAGUGUUAUUUUCCAAUAAUGAUUUAGUCAACGUAUAUAAUAGACGUGAAAUUCUUAAAUGUCCUGGACAAAUUCGAGAAUUAGUUUCAGAGGAUUCUGGUGACAUACGCGUCCUCAUUAAAAGUAAUGCGCCACCGCGUUUAUGGUUGAAAGAAGGAUGCCCUGUAAUUUUAAUCAGGAAUCUCAGCAACACACUUGUCAACGGACUCCAAGGCAAAGUUGUGGAUUUUGAAGAAGGUUGUCCCGUAGUCCACUUCCCUUCCAUCAGCUGUACAACAAAACUUGAGAAAGUAUCUUUCACAGUAUUUAAUCCUGAUAAGAACAUGACAGUAGCUACUAGAGUGCAAGUACCACUGAAGCUGGCGUAUGCAAUAACGAUUCAUAAGGCGCAAGGAAUGACGCUAGACAGGUAA
Molecule: messenger RNA, 1106 nt
Organism: Mercenaria mercenaria
Lineage: Eukaryota; Metazoa; Mollusca; Bivalvia; Venerida; Veneridae
Product: ATP-dependent DNA helicase PIF1-like
Exons: 2
Coding region: 9-1106 (365 amino acids)
Biological process (GO): telomere maintenance; DNA repair
Molecular function (GO): DNA helicase activity; ATP hydrolysis activity
Source: RefSeq, a predicted model, not a curated record